GUCACAAUCAGUCUCAGUUGUGUCUAAAAUCCCGCUUCCUUUGGUUUCUUCAAGCGUAAACAACCAGAGACCCUCAACGAGAGAUCACCUACAACAGUCACAAUGUCGGACCCUCUGCCCCCUGAUACUGUCACUGGGACAGGAGGUCACUUGGACGCCAAAGCAGCCGCCGAGUACCGCACAGAUGCCACGCGAUGGAGGCUUCGCGUGGACAAUGGCCGCCACAUGUGGGAGUACAUCACCAACGACGAAGAAUUGAAGAACAGACCACAAAGUUUCGUCGAGCGCUACUGGCUGGGCGAGAGCUAUGAACUGCCUCGCCUCCCGCCUCCACGGUCACCACAGCAGGCCUUGGACAGGGGAUGGAACUUCUUCAAACGACUGCAGACGGACGACGGACACUGGGGCUGUAACGACGACGGUCCGCUCUUUGUCACCAGCGGCAUCGUCAUCUCAUCGUACAUCACCGGCACAGAGAUCCCCCGGCCCAUGGCAGACGAGAUGAUUCGCUACUUGAUGAACUUUGCCAACACGGAGGGUGGUUGGGGACUCUGGAUCGACAGCCCCUCGACGGUGUUUGGGACGACCAUGAACUAUGUCAUGCUUCGCAUCCUAGGCGUGAGCCCGAAUCACCCCGUUCUCAUCAACGCCAGGGCUGCGCUUCUCAGGAUGGGGAGUGCGCGUGCCCUGCCUACAUGGGGCAAGUUCUGGAUGUGUGUCCUCGGUGUCUACGAGUGGGACGGCAUCAUCCCUCUGGCCCCAGAACCAACGCUGCUCCCGACGGCACUGCCCUUGAAUCCGGGCAGUUGGUGGGUUCAUGUCCGCAAUGUCUUCGUCUCCAUGAGCUACCUGUACGGGGCACGAUUUCAUCUACCGGUGAACGCGCUGACGAGCGAACUCCGUCGCGAGCUUUACGACAUUGAGUACGACCGGAUCGACUGGUUCGCGCAGCGCAACAACAUCAGCGAGUUCGACCGCCUAAAGCCCAUCACGCCACUCCAAAGGGCACUGACAGGUGCUCUGUGCACAUAUGAGCACUGGAAACUCCCAUCUCUGCGACGUGCGGCUCUGCGAGAGGCUCUGUUUCAAGUCGAAGCGGAGGUGCUCAAUACCAAGUACUUGUGCAUCGCCCCCGUUAGCUUCGCGUCCAACAUGCUUGUUCUCUACCACGCGCACGGCAAGGACAGCCACUGGAUGAAGGGAAUGAAGGAACGCAUCAUAGAUCCUAUGUGGAUGUGCCGCGAGGGCAUGGCCGCGUCAGGCACCAACGGUACCUCCCUCUGGGACACCGUGUUCACGGUGCAGGCGGCCAUAGACGGGGGUCUUGCGACGCUGCCUGAGAACCGCGACGCCAUGAUCAAGGCGCUGCGAUUCAUUGACGAGUCACAGAUCCGCGAGGACCCCCUUGGGAUGAAGCAUGUAUACCGUCAGUCGACCAAAGGCGCGUGGCCCUUUAGCACGCGAGAUCAGUCCUAUGCUGUCUCAGACACAACGGCGGAGACGGUUCGGUGUGUCGUUGAGCUGCAGAACACGGGCGUCGUCCCCAAGCUCGUGUCCGAUGACCGACUGAAGGAGGCAAUUGACUUGAUCCUGGGCAUGGAGAACAAGUGUGGUGGCUUCUCUGCCUUUGAGCCCAUCCGAGCCCCCAAGGCACUGGAGCUGCUCAACAUUACCGAGCUCUACGACGGCGUCAUGACAGACAACCUAUUUCCCGAGUGCACGAGCUCCGUCCUCCUCUGUCUCAAGACGUUCUCGGAUACCUACCCCACCUACCGCCAGUCAGACAUUGCGUCCUGCGUUGAGAACAGCGUCAAGUAUCUCGUCCAGUCCCAGUUUCCUGACGGAGGCUGGAUCGCAGCAUGGGGCGUCUGCUUCACGUACGCCACCAUGUUCGCCCUACAAGGUCUACAGACAGUCGGCCUCUUUGAAGCCAACAGUGUCACCUGCCGCCGCGCCUGCCAGUUCCUCCUACGCUACCAGAACGCAGACGGAGGCUGGGGCGAGGAUCUCACAAGUCUCAAGCACAAGCGCUACAUUCAAGAUCCGGCGGGCAGCCAGGUGACAUGCACAGCCUACGCGCUAAUUGGGCUCAUGGCGGCGCGCUGCUCGGAUCACCAGGCCAUCAAGGAUGGUGUCACCUGGCUGGUCAAGGCGCAGCAGGAGACAGGGGAGUGGUGCCAGACGUCGCUGGAGGGCAUUUUUGCGAAUCCGGGGGGGAUGCGCUAUCCGAACUACAAGUUUCAUUUCUCGCUGGCGGCGAUUGGAAAGUUUAAGGAGAUGUAUGGGGACCCUGUUCUGUUCUGAAGGAGGAUGCGCAUGUAAUACCUAGCGAGACACUUGAGAUAUGAAUUUGAUAGGUACGG
This is a messenger RNA of Emericellopsis atlantica, 2363 nucleotides long. RefSeq names its product squalene-hopene-cyclase. Gene Ontology annotation, cellular component: lipid droplet. The transcript has a single exon. Gene Ontology annotation, biological process: triterpenoid biosynthetic process; ergosterol biosynthetic process. NCBI's taxonomy places the organism in Eukaryota, Fungi, Ascomycota, Sordariomycetes, Hypocreales, Bionectriaceae. Gene Ontology annotation, molecular function: lanosterol synthase activity. The record is from RefSeq and is a predicted model, not a curated record. Bases 103 to 2304 code for a protein of 733 amino acids.